Gopherus flavomarginatus (Mexican gopher tortoise) is the source of this 699-nucleotide messenger RNA. Its product is annotated as trichohyalin-like. Lineage: Eukaryota; Metazoa; Chordata; Testudines; Testudinidae. Bases 9 to 560 code for a protein of 183 amino acids. The record is from RefSeq and is a predicted model, not a curated record. The transcript is spliced from 2 exons.
GUGAAGCCAUGGAAGCGACCUCUGCUGCACAUUUUUCAAGCCUCCCUACUCCAUCCCGAAGGCUCUCUCAGAUAAGGCGGAGGAAAAAGAAGACGCAAGACGAAAUGUUCUCGGAAAUCAUGGAAGUAACCCGCAAUGAAAGAGCUCAUUUGAAUGAGUGGAAGGACGUGGUAGCAAAGUACAGGAAAGAUGCCAGUGAACGUGAGGACAGGAGGGACCAACGUGAGGACAGAAGGGACGAACGUGAGGAUAGGAGAGAUGCUCGAGAUGAGAGGUGGCGGCAGGAAGAUCAGAGGUGUAGGCAGGAAGACCAGGGGUGGCGGGAUGCAACGCUGGAGCUGCUGCGUGAUCAAACUGAUAUCCUCCGACGUCUGGUGGAUCUUCAGGAAGAGCAGCGGGGUCACAGAGUGCCACUGCAGCCCCUGUGUAACCACCCUCACCACUCACCAUGUUCCAUAUCUUCCUCACCCAGACAUGUAAGAACGCGUGGGGGAAGGCUUCGUGCACCUGCCCACUCCACCCCAGUGGACAGUCCAACCAAGAGGCUGUCAUUAUAUUGAAAUGUAUUUAAUGGCCUUUUCUUUCCCUCCUAUGCUCCUCCCAAACCACACCCGGGAUACCUUGUCAGUUCUCUGCCUCUUUUUAUAAUUACUUUUUCAUAAUGAAUACAUGAUUUUUAAAUGAUAGAGACUUUAUUUC